Closterium sp. Yama58-4 is the source of this 3054-nucleotide messenger RNA. NCBI's taxonomy places the organism in Eukaryota, Viridiplantae, Streptophyta, Zygnematophyceae, Desmidiales, Closteriaceae. The record is from the annotation of a GenBank genome assembly.
AUGGCGGUGGUGGAGGAAGCGCGCGCGGAGGCGAUGAACGAGGAACGGCGGCGAACGGUGGAGGAGAAAACGGUUCUAUCGUGUACGACGUUCAACGUGCUUGCGCCGAUUUACAAGAGAAUGGGUGUCGAGAGCGAGAGGGAGAGCGCCUGUCAGCACGUAUGGCGGGAGCGCAAUCAGCAGAUCAUCAAAACGUUGCUUGACACCGACUCUUCCAUCCUAUGCCUGCAGGAAUGUUGGCUGGCCAAUCCGGAGUGGGUAGACAUGUACGACACAGCGUUACAGGGUGCUGGUUACCAGCUUCUCAAGCUGCCUCGCACAAACGCCAGGGGAGAUGGCCUCAUGAUGGCAGUGAGGGCAUCCGAGUGGGAGGCGGUUGACCACCACCCGCUGUGCUUCAAUGACUGUGGGGACCGGGUGGCACAGAUUGUCCGACUCCGGGCGAGGCGAGGAGGAAGGGGAGGGGAGAGAAGUAUGAGGGGAGGAGAGGAGGAGGAGGGAAAGGGGGAAGGCGAGGAGGUUCUGGUGGCGAACACGCAUUUGCUCUUCCCACACGACGCCAACUCCAGCAUUGUGCGCCUCUGCCAGGUAUACAAGCUCCUGGAGCGCAUUGAUGGGUACAGAGAGGAGCACCACGCAGGUGCACUGCCCAUCAUACUCUGCGGGGACCUGAACGGCACGAAGCAGGGCAACGUGUACAAGCUGCUCAGGGCGCACGGCUUCGUGUCCUCCUUUGACUCGGCACACCACCACAGCGACGACGACGAGCAGUGGGUGAGUCACCGCAACCACCACGGCAACCUAUGCGGGGUGGACUACGUGUGGGUGCUCAAUCCAGAGCAGCACCAACGAACGCUUGCAGUCAACUGGCGGACGGCGGUUUUUGGCCUUAUCAGGUCCAAGCUCGCUUCAGCGGGCAUCACCAACGUGGAAGCUGCUUUUGACUUUUUCCUGCGGGCGGGUGAAAGGCGGGCGGCACAGAAACGGACGGCAGAGGGGCGGGCGGCAGGGGAACAGGCGGCUGCUGCUUUCAGCAUGGGCGAUUUCCAGAGGGGUCUGGACCGACUGGGGUUGACUGGCGUUGACUCCAUCGGACUGACGCGCAUCGAGGUGGAGGAGCUCAUGCGGUCCGCUGACUGCCAGGGGAAGGGCUGCGUUGACUUUGAAGACUUCAAGGAUAUCUUUGACCAGCCCACGUGGGACGACACUGUGGCAGCUCUCAGACACUCUCUUGCCACGUCAUGUUCUGCUGACUCACUUCCACCACCUGCUGACUCAACUGCUGCAGGUGCUGCUGACGUUCACAGAACCGCCUCUGACAUCAGCAGUGCCUCGAGUGACAUCAGCAUUGCAUCACCUGACAUAAGCGAUGACGCGGAUGGCGGCGCGAAGGCGACUCCAUCGAAUAGCCUCGGCGUCAAGUACGGCAGCGGGUAUAACUCCGCCGCGCCUUACGUCGCUGCUGGCGUGACGGCGAUUACCAUUCCACCCGACGUCGGCGCUCCGCAGCUGGCGCUGAGAUCCCCGCACGCUGGCGCAAAGUUUUGGCGCAAGGUGCUGCGGUCGCCGGGCUUUAAGGACAUGGCGCGCAAGAGAGCUGCGCAGCAGCGGAGCAUGUCGUUCCAGCAGUUCGACCUGCUACAGUGGGCGAUUAAGAGAUCCGUUUGGCGGCCCGGGGGCGGGGAUAACGGCGGCAUGGUGACGUUUCGCCCGGCAAACCCGGCGGCGUAUGCGGAGCUAGAAGCGGAUUUCAUCUUCAGCGCGAGAUCUAUGGCGGUACUAUGCCACCAGAAUGUGAUCCAGCUGCUGGGUUACUGUUUCGAGUGCGGCGAGAGGGUGCUUAUAUACGAGUUCGUGGGAGGGCCGAGCUUGGAGUCGAUGAUUUUCGGGAAUGCUGACGUGUGGCGGGAGAAAAUUACGACGUGGCGAAGGGGUUCGCGAAACGCUCGCGCGCUCAAGGACCUCGGGGUUGUUGCGGAGGGCGAGGAGGAAGGAAUACCGUUCGAUUUCCUGCACCGGCUACUGAUCGCCGUUGAUAUUGCCGAGGCGGUAGCGUACCUGCACACAGAGUUCCCCAGGCCGUAUUUAGUUGAGGGGUUGCAUCCGAAGAACAUAAUUUUCGACACGAACGGCGUUCCCAAGGUGGGGAACAUCGGGCGAAUGAAAGUUUUGAUGACCCGAGACAUCACUGGCGGCGCGAGCAUGCUGGGCGGGUUACCACACGCGCCGACGCUCGCGAUAAGUGGUUACAUCGACCCCAGUUUUAACAUCACGAGGAAAUCGUCGCCGCCCAAUGACGUGUACGCGUUUGGCGUUAUCCUCCUGCAGAUAUUCACCGGCCGCCCACCCGUGAUUGAGAACGAGCCUGGCGAAGCUACCGCGAAGCUGGACCUAGGCACGUGGGUCUCGAAGCGCCUUAGGUCCGGAGGAGAGGCCAGCAUAGGGAGUAUAGUGGAUCCGCGGCUCGGCACUGCCUACCCUGCUGACGUCAUUCGGAGAGUGUUACAGGUUGGGCUGGACUGUCAGCUUUUCCCCGCUAAGAAACGCCCCGCUAUGAAAAAGCCUGAGGCUGGGGAAUUCGUGGUUGGGGAGGAGGAGGGGGGGAAGGUGAGUGGAGGAGAAGAGAAGUUGGGGGAGAGAUUGGUGGAGGUUAGUGGGGAGGAGAUGGGGAAGGGGUUGGAGGUUAGUAGGGAGGACAUGAGGGAAGGGGCGACGGAGGUUAGUGGGGAAGAGAUGGGGGAGGGGGUGGAGGAGGUUAGUGGGGAGGAGAUGGGAGAAGCUACAGGGAGGGCGGAGAGAGAAGGGGGAACUGAGCAAGGGAGUGAAGAGGGGAUGAGGAAGGAAGAUGCAGGAGAGAGGGGCAGUGUGGGAGAUGUGGGUGUGGGGGGGGAUAUCUGCGAGGAAGCGAAGGGGGGUGAGAAGGGUGAAGAUCAGAAGAAGGGGAAGAAGGGGAAGAAGGAAAAAAAGGAGAAGAAGGAUAAGAAAGAGAAGCGGAAAGAGGAGGAGCAAGCAGAGCGGGAACAAGUGGAGGUUGGGGCGGACAGCAAUGUGUAG